GACAAGUGUGACCACACCCAUGAAGUGAUGCAAGUCUGCCUCCUGCAUGCAUCCAUGUGUGUCUACCAGUUCUUUAUGUGGGGGAAUGCACGCACCAUCACAGUGGUGUAUAAUCCUAUUCCUUUCAAGAUGGCUGCUGAAUGAAUGCCAUGGAGUGUGUGUGUUUCUAUACAUUGACACGUUCAGCACAAACAGUGCUGUGCGUGCAUCAUCUAAGCAAAAAGGCAACAAUUUCUCCAAGGGGCUUCUCGCCUUAUACUCUUUGGCAUGAGCCUCCAACGCGCAGCACUGUUGUUUGUUCUCUCUCCCUAAAUGACCUAUAUCUAAUUGACAUGGACAACACAACAUGUCCCCCUAUGGAUUUCAUUCCUUUUUGAGUGUUUGAAUGUUUAACAUGGAAGUCGUGAUGUUGCUGCAUCCACAGUAUCUCACAAAAGUGAGUUCAUUUCUCAAGGGACAAUACUGUAGAAGUACUUUAGUCAGUGUACAGCUUGUGCAGCAGUAUAGAUUUAUUAUGCACUUAGAAUGAGUCAACACACAGCCAUUAUUGUCUAAACAGGCAACAGUGAGUGUGUGAGUAGCAAGAUCAUUGUGUCUUGCCUGCAGCCAAGCAUGGUGGCAGUAGCAUGCAUGAGUGCUGCUGGCACUGGGGAGCUACGGUCCACGGAAGGAAAUAUGAAUUCCAGCAUGUACUGUAACCUUGUGAAGUUGUUUUUUCAGUAUGAUAAGGGGCACAAACACACCUCCAAGAUGACAAGCAACAACCUGUGCAGCUUUGGUCAAUUCCAUGUCCAAGAGGAUUAAGGCAGUGUCAGGUAGCUUUGAACACUCGCCUCAGGCCAACGUCAGCCACGAGACAGACAACAUCACGGCUGGGCUCCUCCUCCAACUCCACCAACGAUGUAUGCUCGACCACUCCUCUUCAAAGCUUGACUGGUUGCUACCUGGAAGCUUCCCCUUUGAUGCUGAUAAAGCAAGAACACGCACAUAUAAUUAAAGGAAAGAACAUUCCCGCUUGGAAUGGAGUGUUCCGGAGUGUCGCCACGGAGCAGAUAGCACCGACAGAAACAAGCCAAAGAAGCUGGAAUCCAACAAGACAGCUGUGUGUCUGCCAUGUACAAAGACUACAGAGCCAGCAGAGUCACAGGACUCAAUGCUCUGCCCUUUGAUCCGUCCACCAACAACGACCCCCUCCACUUCAACAACACCAGCGGGUCGCUGGUGACGGAGUGUCCUCCAUUAGAAAACUCGCCUGAAAAUAGCAAGAAAAGGAAGCGAGCCAGCCUGCCUCCAGAGGGGAUCCAUAACAUGCCCAUGGAGUCCAACUCCAUAUCCAUGCCUAUGUCGGACCCCAACGCCUGGGCCACGGCCAUGAACAACCUGGGCAUGCCUCCAAUGGGUAUCGCGGGCCAGCCGCUCAUGCCAGACUUCGACCCCAACCUGGGAAUGAUGGCCGGGAUCACACCCAUCAACCCCAUGAUGCCUGGCCUCAGCAUGGUACCCGCACCCCUGUCGCACGACGUCCCGGUUGUCAAGGAGAUCAUCCACUGCAAGAGCUGCACCCUCUUCCCGCCCAACCCCAACCUGCCACCUCCGGCCACAAGAGAGCGCCCGCCGGGCUGCAAGACGGUGUUUGUCGGCGGCCUGCCGGAGAACGCCACCGAGCAGCUCAUCAUGGAGGUGUUCGGACAGUGCGGCGACAUCACCGCCAUCCGCAAGAGCAAGAAGAACUUCUGCCAUAUUCGCUUUGCCGAAGAGUUCACGGUGGACAAAGCUCUCUUCCUCUCUGGUUAUCGCAUCCGCCUGGGCUCCAGCACAGACAAGAAAGACACGGGCCGUCUCCAUGUAGACUUCGCCCAGGCCAGGGAUGACCUGUACGAGUGGGAGUGUCACCAGCGUAUGUUGGCCAGGGAGGAGCGGCACCGGCGCAAGAUGGAGGAAGAUCGUCUGCGGCCGCCUUCACCUCCACCCAUUGUGCACUUCUCAGAGCAUGAGUGCAGCCAGCUGGGGGACAAGAUCAAAGACGACAGCAAGUUCGCAGAGGCGGUCCGGGUGCUGCUCACGUGGCUGGAGCGCGGCGAGGUCAACCGGCGGAACGCCAACAGCUUCUACUCCAUGAUCCAGUCGUCCAACAGCCACAUCCGCCGGCUGAUGACGGAGAAGAGUCAGCACGAGAAGGAGAUGGAGGAGGCCAAGGACAAGUUCAAGACAGCGCUGUCUGGCAUCCUGGCUCAGUUUGAGCAGAUUGUGUCUGUAUUCCAAGCCGCUUCCAAACAAAAGGCAUGGGACCAUUUCUCCAAAGCGCAGCGCAAGAACCUGGACGUGUGGCGCAAGCAAGCAGAGGAGAUUAGGAACAUGCACAACGAGCAACUGAUGGGCAUCCGGCGCGAGGAGGAGAUGGAAAUGUCCGACGAUGACAUGGAGGAGGCCCCGGAUAGCAAAGACUCUGAAGACUCGGGUGUGUUGCAAGCGGAGGCCCUAAAGGAGGAGAACGACUCGCUGCGUUGUCAACUGGACGCCUACAGAAACGAGGUGGAGCUGCUGAAGCAGGAGCAGGGCAAGAACCAGCCGAUGAGGAGUGAGGAGGACAGCACGCACAGUCAGCAGCUCAGCUUCCUGCAACAAGCUCUGCAAGGCAUGCAGAAGCAACUACUGAAGAUGAGGGAGGAAUUAAAACAGCGGGAGGCCGAGCUGGACAAGAGUCUGGAGGACAAGCAGCAACUCAAGCAUCAAGUCCAGAACCUCAAGGAAGGACUGCAAAACUUGCAGAAGACCCAGCUGGAGCGAUCCAAGCAAGACGACAGAGUCGGUGGCGAGGAGGCUGCUAAUCAAACCAGUGAACUAGUGUCCUGCAGUCAGGAGAGGGAAGGCCCAACUCAGAGGAAGCAGACAAGUCCGGUCCACUCAGAGAGGGAAGCUCUACUCGUCGGGAUCAUCUCCACGUUCCUGCACGUGCACCCCUUUGGAGCCAGCAUUGAGUACAUCUGCUCCUACCUGCAGCGCCUGGACACCAAGAUCAACCCAGCCGAGGUGGAGGCUCUACUCUCUCGGCUGCCCUGCACCUUCAGGCAAGAGCUGACAGGCGUGGGCGCCAGUCUGGAGAAACGUUGGAACUUCUGCGGUUUCCAGGGCAUCAAGAGCACGUGAAAGCGCGCAUGUGGAGGGAGCCGGACAGCCAAGCGUCCGGCAACCCUCGACUCCCCCUCCACGCCUGACACGCAACACUGAGAGCGCAAUCACCUCCAUGGUUUCAGGAAUGUUUUUACUUGACGCCACGACUCCCCCGGGAGUCGCAGCAGGAAUCACUGGAUUCAUAUGUACAAGUGCGGCCCAGGCGGUCCCAGCUUAUUCUGAGCCUUUUGCUGGGUGUGACUGACAGAGACUACACAGGGCUACAACCUGCAGGGUCAUCAGGGUCGGGCAGAACCUCUGAAACCCUGCAGCCUCCAUCCCGUCUUUCUUUUUGCCCUUCCUGGUUUGUAAGAUAGGUUAUUAUUAAAAAACACAAGAAAUCAUAUAUUUCUUCAUCUUCUGUAAAGGCUGUGAAGAGUUGCAUAGAAUUGUUAUACGCUGUACAUGCUUGGAUUGUAUUUUUGAUUAUAA
Molecule: messenger RNA, 3603 nt
Organism: Dunckerocampus dactyliophorus (ringed pipefish)
Lineage: Eukaryota; Metazoa; Chordata; Actinopteri; Syngnathiformes; Syngnathidae
Gene: enox2
Product: ecto-NOX disulfide-thiol exchanger 2
Exons: 19
Coding region: 1114-3147 (677 amino acids)
Biological process (GO): ultradian rhythm
Cellular component (GO): external side of plasma membrane; plasma membrane
Molecular function (GO): RNA binding; protein-disulfide reductase activity
Source: RefSeq, a predicted model, not a curated record